Molecule: messenger RNA, 5503 nt
Organism: Mercurialis annua (annual mercury)
Lineage: Eukaryota; Viridiplantae; Streptophyta; Magnoliopsida; Malpighiales; Euphorbiaceae
Product: E3 ubiquitin-protein ligase KEG
Exons: 16
Coding region: 217-5127 (1636 amino acids)
Biological process (GO): late endosome to vacuole transport; defense response; protein phosphorylation
Cellular component (GO): trans-Golgi network; early endosome
Molecular function (GO): protein kinase activity; ATP binding; protein binding
Source: RefSeq, a predicted model, not a curated record
UUUCACACACUUUCUUUCUAUUAAAACCCUCACUCUUUCUCUCUCUAAAAUUCUCUCACUUAAUUCUUUUUAAUUUAUGAUCUUCAUUUUAUUUAUUCUUCGAUCAUGGAUCUGUUCGAUUAAUUUAAUCUAAAGAUCUAAUUAUUUUCCGAUUGAUUCGAACUUUUAGUUUCCGAAUCGAAAUCCAGAUUUUGAUUUUGAUUUCGGUUUUGAGAAAUGAAAGUGCCGUGUUGUUCGGUUUGCCAAACACGGUAUAACGAAGAGGAACGAGUGCCGUUACUACUUCAAUGCGGCCAUGGUUUUUGCAAAGAGUGUUUAUCACGCAUGUUCUCAUCGUCUCUCGACACAACAUUAGCUUGUCCCCGCUGCCGCCACGUCUCCGUCGUCGGUAACUCCGUUAACGCGCUUCGGAAGAAUUUCGCCGUGUUGUCUCUCCUCACGGCGGCGUCCGCCGCCACGUCAGCUGCUCCGAACAGCUUCGACUGCGACUACACUGACGAUGACGAGGACGACGGCGAGGAUGAUGAGAAUAAUAAUAAUAAUCGGAGUAAUAAUAAUAACUAUGAUAACGAUGAUGAGGAGAGGUGUAGCCGUGGGAGCCACGCGUCCAGCUCAGGCGCGUGUGGGAGUGGGCCGGUGAUUGAGCUUGGAGGACAUCAGGAGGUGAAGUUGUUGAAGAAGAUUGGGGAGGGGAGGAGAGCUGGAGUGGACACGUGGACAGGUGUGAUUGGAGGAGGAGGAGGGGGGAAGUGUAAACAUAAGGUAGCGGUGAAGAGAGUGGAAAUUGGGGAGGAGAUGGAAGUGGAGUUUGUGUUGGGGCAAUUAGAGAGUUUGAGGAGAAGUUCAAUGUGGUGUAGAAAUGUGUGUAAAUUUCAUGGGGUUGUUAAGAUGAAUGGCUAUUUAGGGCUUGUUAUGGACAGAUGUUGUGGUUCUGUUCAGUCUGAGAUGUUGAGAAAUGAAGGCCGGCUUACUCUUGAACAAAUUCUAAGAUACGGGGCUGACAUAGCGCGAGGGGUGGCUGAACUCCAUGCUGCAGGUGUUGUCUGUAUGAAUAUUAAACCAUCCAAUCUUCUUUUGGAUUCAAAUGGUCGUGCAGUGGUAUCUGACUAUGGACUUGCUGCAAUUUUGAAGAAAUCUACCUGCCGAAAAGCUCGUUCAGAGUGCGAGUCUGCAAAAAUCCAUUCAUGUAUGGACUGUACUAUGCUCAGCCCACACUACACUGCUCCAGAGGCAUGGGAGCCAGUGAAGAAGUCAUUAAAUUUAUUCUGGGAUGAGGCAAUUGGUAUAUCUGCAGAAUCGGAUGCAUGGAGUUUUGGUUGUACAUUAGUGGAAAUGUGCACGGGUUCCAUUCCCUGGGCUGGUUUAAGUGCUGAGGAAAUUUAUCGAGCUGUUGUCAAGGCUAAAAAAUUGCCUCCCCAAUAUGCAAGUGUGGUAGGAGUUGGAAUGCCUAGAGAAUUGUGGAGGAUGAUUGGCGAGUGUUUUCAGUUCAAGGCAUCAAGGAGGCCAAGUUUUAAUCAAAUGUUAGCGAUAUUUCUUCGUCAUUUACAAGAGCUGCCACGCAGCCCUCCUGCAAGCCCUGAUAAUAGCUUUGCAAAGCAUUCUGGAACAAAUGAGACAGAACCACCCCCCACAGCUGAUCUGGAGGUUUUUCAGGAUAACCCUAGUCAUUUACAUCGGCUAGUAUCUGAAGGGGAUGUUAAUGGCGUUAGGGAUCUGCUUGCAAAGGCUGCAUCAGGAAAUGGCGGCGGUUCAGUAUCUAUGCUUUUAGAAGCUCAGAACACCGAUGGACAAACAGCUCUUCACCUGGCUUGUAGACGUGGUAGUGCGGAACUUGUUGGGGCUAUAUUGGAAUACAGACAGGCAGAUGUUGGUGGUUUAGAUAAAGAUGGCGAUCCCCCUCUUGUAUUUGCUUUAGCUGCUGGAUCUGCAGAAUGUGUCCGUGCUCUUAUUAUGAGAGGGGCAAAUGUUAGGUCUAAGUUAAGAGAUGGUUUUGGUCCUUCAGUUGCUCACGUCUGUGCCUACCAUGGACAGCCCGAUUGUAUGCGCGAGCUACUAUUGGCUGGAGCUGAUCCCAAUGCUGUGGAUGAUGAAGGUGAAACUGUCCUGCAUAGAGCUGUCGCCAAGAAAUAUACAGAUUGUGCUCUUGCUAUUUUGGAAAAUGGAGGCUGUAGGUCAAUGGCGUUCCGGAAUUCAAAAAAUUUAACACCCUUGCACUUGUGCAUAGCGACAUGGAAUGUGGCUGUUGUGAAAAGGUGGUUGGAAAUCGCUUCCCCAGAAGAGAUUGCUAAGACAAUUGAUAUACCAAGUCCUGUUGGAACUGCAUUGUGUUUGGCAGCUGCUGUAAAGAAAGAUCAUGAAAUUGAUGGGAGAGAACUGGUGCGAAUAUUGCUUGCUGCUGGAGCAGAUCCUACUGCGCAAGAUGCUCAGCAUGGGCGAACGGCUUUGCAUACUGCUGCAAUGGCUAAUGAUGUUGAUUUGGUCAAGAUUAUACUUCAAGCUGGAGUAGAUGUGAACAUUCGGAACAUGCACAAUACCAUUCCUCUUCAUGUGGCAUUGGCUAGAGGUGCAAAGUCAUGUGUCGGCUUGCUUUUAUCUUCCGGUGCAAAUUGCAAUUUUCAGGAUGAUGAAGGUGACAAUGCCUUUCACAUAGCAGCAGAUGCAGCAAAAAUGAUACGUGAAAAUCUUGAAUGGCUCAUCAUUAUGCUUAGAAAUCCUGAUGCUGCUGUCGAUGUCAGAAAUCACAGUGGUAAGACCCUACGUAAUUUUCUGGAGGCCCUUCCUCGGGAAUGGAUCCCAGAAGACUUGAUGGACGCUCUUGUAACUAGGGGAGUUCAUCUUUCUCCUACAAUAUUUGAAGUCGGGGAUUGGGUGAAGUUCAAAAGAACUGUUUUGACCCCUACACUUGGUUGGCAAGGUGCUAAACAUAAGAGUGUAGGUUUUGUGCAAAAUGUAGCGGACAAGGACAACAUCAUUGUAUCAUUUUGUACUGGUGAGGCUCGUGUAUUGGCCAAUGAAGUGUUGAAAGUGAUUCCCUUGGACAGAGGGCAGCAUGUUCAGCUUAAAGCAGACGUGAAAGAGCCAAGGUUUGGCUGGCGUGAUCAAUCCCGUGACAGCAUUGGGACAGUUUUAUGUGUUGAUGAUGAUGGAAUUCUGCGUGUUGGGUUUCCAGGAGCAUCCAGGGGAUGGAAAGCUGAUCCAGCAGAAAUGGAAAGAGUUGAAGAAUUUAAGGUCGGCGACUGGGUUCGUAUCCGCCCCACACUGACAACAGCAAAGCAUGGAUUAGGAUUGGUAACACCAGGCAGCAUUGGGAUAGUUUAUUGUAUAAGACCAGAUAGUAGUCUGCUGUUAGAGUUGAGUUAUCUUCCAAAUCCAUGGCAUUGUGAACCAGAGGAGGUUGAGCCUGUUGCCCCGUUCAGGAUUGGUGACCGGGUCUGUGUGAAGCGAUCAGUUGCAGAACCUAGAUAUGCUUGGGGGGGUGAGACCCAUCAUAGUGUUGGAAGAAUUAGUGAAAUAGAGAAUGAUGGUCUUCUUGUAAUAGAAAUACCGAAUCGUCCUAUUCUCUGGCAGGCUGACCCUUCUGACAUGGAGAAGGUUGAGGAUUUCAAGGUUGGAGAUUGGGUCAGAGUGAAAACUUCAGUAUCCUCUCCAAAAUUUGGAUGGGAGGAUGUUACACGAAACAGCAUUGGGAUAAUUCAGAGCUUAGAGGAGGAUGGUGAUAUGGGUGUCGCCUUUUGUUUCAGGAGCAAGCCCUUUUCUUGCUCUGUGACAGAUAUGGAGAAGGUGCCCCCUUUUGAAGUGGGACAAGAGAUACAUGUCAUACCUUCUGUGACCCAGCCUCGACUUGGAUGGUCAAAUGAAAGCCCUGCAACUGUUGGAAAAGUUAUUAGAAUCGACAUGGAUGGGGCUUUAAAUGUGAGAGUUGCAGGCAGGCAUAAACCUUGGAAAGUUUCUCCUGGAGAUGCAGAACGUCUAUCAGGAUUUGAAGUUGGUGACUGGGUACGUUCCAAACCAAGUCUGGGGACUAGACCAAGUUAUGAUUGGAAUAGCAUUGGAAAGGAAAGUUUAGCUGUUGUGCAUAGUGUACAAGAGACAGGAUACCUAGAGCUGGCUUGUUGUUUCCGUAAAGGAAGGUCAAUCGCUCAUUACACAGAUGUUGAAAAGGUUCCAUGCUUCAAGGUUGGGCAGCAUGUUCGGUUUCGAACUGGAUUAACAGAGCCAAGAUGGGGAUGGAGAGGUACUCGGCCCGGCUCACGAGGCAUUAUCACCUGCGUUCAUGCUGAUGGAGAAGUGAGGGUUGCUUUCUUUGGUUUGCCAGGGUUGUGGAAAGGAGAUCCCGCAGAUCUCGAGGUUGAACAAAUGUUUUUAGUUGGAGAAUGGGUAAGACUGAAUGAAGAUGCCGGUAACUGGAAAUCUAUUGUGCCUGGCAGCAUCGGUAUUGUACAGGGUAUAGGGUAUGACGGAGAUGCAUGGGAUGGAAGCACUUUUGUGGGCUUUUGCGGGGAGCAAGAAAGAUGGGUGGGACAUACCUCCCUUCUUGAAAGAGUUGAAAAGCUCGUGAUUGGACAAAAGGUUAGAGUUAAACUCUCCGUGAAGCAACCCAGAUUUGGGUGGUCAGGUCACAGUCAUGCUAGUGUUGGAACUAUAGCAGCAAUUGAUGCUGAUGGAAAAUUGAGAAUAUAUACUCCGGUAGGAUCCAAAACUUGGAUGCUUGAUCCAUCGGAAGUGGAGUUAGUUGAGGAACAGGAACUUUGCGUUGGAGACUGGGUGAGGGUAAGACCAUCAGUAUCAACACCAACACACCAGUGGGGAGAGGUGAGUCAUUCAAGCAUCGGGGUGGUGCAUCGGAUGGAAGAUGGGGAAUUAUGGGUUGCAUUCUGCUUCAUGGAAAGACUCUGGCUUUGCAAGGCGUGGGAAAUGGAACGAGUUAGGCCAUUCAAACUGGGCGACAAAGUGAGAAUUAGGGAAGGGCUAGUAACACCUCGGUGGGGUUGGGGGAUGGAGACACACUCUAGCAAGGGCAGAGUAAUUGGGGUAGAUGCAAAUGGGAAGGUAAGAAUUAAAUUUCAAUGGAGAGAAGGGAGACCUUGGAUUGGAGAUCCAGCUGAUAUCGUUCUGGAUGAGAGUUGAGCUUUUAAUCAAGGUAUCAGAUAAAAUCUUUCAUUUGGUCUUUCCUUGGCCCGUGGAGACAAACGGAGAGGCAACUGGUUUUACAGUGCAGUGUUAUGUGUUUCAUACUCUACAUUUGACUGCAGUGGCCUCCUUAAACUAAAAGAAAUGUUUAUUGUUAAUAAACACAAGAUUUACAGACAUGGAUAGCGGGACCUUGAUGAACACUGAUUGCCUCAACUGUUAGUUAUAGAUGACAGAGCAGGCAAGGUAAAACAAGUUAUGUAGCCAUUUGUAUCUCCUAGAUUAUGGGUAGCUGAUAAGCUUUUUGGCGUAUAUAUGUAAUUUUAUACAAAUUUAACACAUAAAUAUUCCUUAGUUCUUGCCUUUUCAUCCA